Chanos chanos (milkfish) is the source of this 2865-nucleotide messenger RNA. It is a transcript of the gene rps6ka3b, whose product is annotated as ribosomal protein S6 kinase, polypeptide 3b. Gene Ontology annotation, biological process: protein phosphorylation; intracellular signal transduction. NCBI's taxonomy places the organism in Eukaryota, Metazoa, Chordata, Actinopteri, Gonorynchiformes, Chanidae. The coding region runs from base 158 to 2377 and encodes 739 amino acids. The record is from RefSeq and is a predicted model, not a curated record. The transcript is spliced from 22 exons. Gene Ontology annotation, molecular function: protein serine/threonine kinase activity; ATP binding; magnesium ion binding.
ACCGAGUGGUCGCUGAUAUAACUGUAGCAGCGUGGACUCUUCGCAUUUCUGUGAUUACAGUCACUUUUGAUCCGGAAAAAAAUUGCCGCCAGGCUGCUCAUAGAUAGUGUUAAAUCCGUUUUGACGAGCCAGGAUACUCCAACUUGAAAUUACGAAGAUGCCCCUGGCACAACUAGCUGACCCUUGGCGGAAGAUGGCACUUGGGAGUGCGGCACGCGAGGAUGCCCAUCAUGUCUUGGAAGAUUCCAUGGGAGAGGAUGACAACUUACUAUGUCAACAGGACGAGGUGUCAGUGAAAGAGAUCAGCAUCACACACCAUGUGAAAGAGGGCUCAGAGAAAGCUGAUCCACGGCAGUUUGAGCUGAGGAAAGUCCUGGGGCAAGGCUCCUUUGGGAAGGUUUUCUUGGUGAAGAAGAUCACGGGGCCUGAUGCUGGGCAGUUAUAUGCCAUGAAGGUCCUGAAGAAGGCCACACUGAAAGUGAGAGAUCGGGUGAGGACCAAGAUGGAGCGAGACAUCCUGGUUGAGGUUAACCACCCCUUUAUUGUAAAGCUGCACUAUGCAUUCCAGACAGAGGGGAAGCUCUACUUGAUCUUGGAUUUUCUCAGGGGAGGAGAUCUGUUUACCCGUCUGUCAAAAGAGGUGAUGUUCACAGAAGAGGAUGUGAAGUUCUAUCUGGCGGAGCUUGCUUUGGCGCUGGACCAUCUGCAUGGACUGGGAAUCAUUUACAGAGACUUAAAACCAGAGAACAUCCUGCUGGAUGAAGAGGGCCACAUCAAGCUGACGGACUUUGGGCUGAGUAAAGAGUCGAUUGAUCACGAGAAUAAAGCCUACUCAUUCUGCGGUACAGUGGAAUACAUGGCUCCGGAGGUCGUCAACCGCAGAGGACACACCCACAGCGCUGAUUGGUGGUCCUAUGGCGUGCUCAUGUUUGAAAUGCUUACUGGAACACUGCCUUUCCAAGGAAAGGACCGCAAGGAAACCAUGACCAUGAUCCUAAAGGCCAAACUGGGGAUGCCCCAGUUCCUGAGCGCAGAAGCACAGAGCCUCCUGAGAAACCUGUUCAAACGAAACCCAGCCAACAGAUUAGGUGCUGGUCCAGAUGGGGUGGAAGAGAUUAAGAGACACCAGUUUUAUGCCACCAUUGACUGGAAUAAAUUAUUUCGGAGAGAGAUUCAGCCCCCUUUCAAACCUGCUGCUGGCCGUCCUGAUGACACAUUCUACUUCGACCCUGAAUUUACUGCUAAAACACCCAAAGACUCACCAGGAGUGCCCCCCAGUGCUAAUGCACAUCAGCUCUUCAGAGGGUUCAGCUUUGUGGCCAUCACUUCAGAGGAGGAAAGCCAACCUCUACCCAGCAGCAACGUCAGUUCUAUAGUACAGCAACUCCAUAGAAACACAGCCCAGUUCGGUGACGCCUACGAGGUGAAGGAGGACAUCGGCGUUGGUUCUUACUCCAUCUGCAAGCGCUGUAUACAGAAGAGCACGGGCAUGGAGUACGCAGUGAAAAUCAUUAAUAAAGCUAAAAGGGACCCCACGGAAGAGGUGGAGAUACUGCUGCGAUACGGCCAACACCCUAACAUCAUCACGCUGAAAGAUGUGUAUGACGACGGUCGCUCCGUGUACCUUGUGACGGAGCUUCUGAAAGGAGGAGAGCUCCUGGACAAGAUCCUCAGACAGAAGUUCUUCUCUGAGAGAGAGGCCAGCGCAGUGCUCUACACCAUCACAAAGACCGUGGAGUACCUGCAUUCACAAGGGGUGGUUCACAGAGAUCUGAAGCCCAGUAAUAUUCUCUACGUGGACGAGUCGGGAAAUCCCGAGUCCAUACGGAUCUGCGACUUCGGCUUCGCCAAACAGCUUAGGGCGGAGAACGGCCUCCUCAUGACCCCCUGCUAUACCGCCAACUUUGUCGCCCCCGAGGUGCUGAAGAAGCAGGGCUAUGACGCAGCCUGUGAUAUCUGGAGCCUCGGUGUUCUGCUGUACACCAUGCUGACAGGGUUCACACCAUUUGCUAACGGCCCAGAGGACACUCCAGAAGAGAUCCUUGUACGCAUUGGCAGUGGAAAGUUUUCUCUAACAGGUGGUUACUGGAAUUCUGUCUCCACUGAGGCCAAGGACCUGGUAUCCAAGAUGCUUCACGUAGAUCCACAUCAGAGGCUCACAGCCGCACAGGUUCUACGGCACCCCUGGAUCGUCCACAAAGAUCAGCUCCCCAAAUAUCAGCUUAACAGGCAGGAUGCUCCACACCUCGUCAAGGGCGCCAUGGCUGCCACAUACUCCGCCCUAAACAGAAAUGUCCCCCCAGUGCUGGAACCAGUAGGUUGCUCCACCCUCGCCCAACGCAGAGGAGUAAAAAAACUCACCUCCACCGCCCUGUGACCUCACACCUUUAACCUCUAAUCGCCUCACCUGGCGUGAGAGUAGUACGGCCUCUCGCCCGCCACUAGAGGAGCCUGGCCCUUGGCCCUGCCGCCCAGGGGCUCCCUGAUGCCAAAACAGGAGCUCAGAAAGAGACAUCCCCUGAUGAACUGAAUCUGAAUCUUCCCUGCCUGCUUACCGAGAGGAUAAAACAAAAAGUCUCUGCUUGUACAGUCACUGUCGCACCACUCCAAAAUCCGCCUAAAGCAUCAGGAUAAUCUCUGUAGAGCACUUAGCUUUUCCAGAGGGAACGAAAGACGCGCAUGCUAAACGACGCGCAUACGAACCCCGUUUGUCGGAAAGACUUCCAUUAAAGCCAAAAGGCUCUUUAAGCUAUUGCACCGAGGGCUCACGGCUGGUCUAGAAAGAAUUUUAGCAACUGAAGACGUCCGUCACACACCCGCGUACAUUAAUGAAUUUCUCUGCCAUUGAGAAAAGCCUUCCCCCUC